GCCUCUGCUGUGGAGCCCAGUGAUGGUGGUGGAACUGGUGGUGGAGUGGCUGCUGCGAUGAGGACCAUCAGAGUGGGCGGCUUUGGAGGUGGACGACCCACCCUAGCAGAGCUCAGAAAGCUGAACGAACCAGGACCAGAUGAACAGCUUGGUGGGGAGAAGAAGGCCUUUGGUAGUGACAAAGCUUCAGGAAAAGGCCUUCGAUCCGGCGCAAGCUGUUUGGAAGUCUUGCAAAAGCGCUCCGUGCUGGUUGCGGUGCGCGCCCGUCCCUUGAACGACCGAGAGAAGGCCGAAAAAUCCAGCGAGUGUCUGACCUUCCAGGAUGUCACGGGCCUUACACUUCACCGUGAUGAUGAGAGGGAACACAAGUUUGCUUUCGACUGCGUGAUGUCUCAAGACAUUGGUCAAAGAGAAGUCUAUGACAGGACAGCGAGACCGUUGCUUCACAAAGUUCUGGAGGGAUACAAUGGCUGUUUGUUUGCCUAUGGGCAGACCGGCUCCGGCAAGACCUUCACCAUGCAAGGUGCUGGGGAUCAGCCAGGAAUCAUCCCAACGCUCUGCAAGGAGCUCUUCAACGAGAUUCAGGAGAGCGCGGCAACGAAGCACAUCACUGUCGUCUGCAGCGUCCUGGAGAUCUACAACGAGAAAGUGAAGGAUCUGUCCAUCGAGUCAGGGGAUGACCUCACCAUCCGAGAGGAUAGCUCCGCAGGCGGUCGUGGAAUCCACGUUGAAGGACUCACUGAGGUUCAGGUUAAAAGUGGCCAAGAGGUUUUGGACUGCAUCGCCAAGGCACAGCAGAGAAGGGCCGUUGGGAAGACCAACAUGAACGAGCACAGCUCGCGCUCUCACUCCGUUGUGACGCUGCGGAUCGGUGCAUGUGAUUGCGAUGACGUGGAUGGCGCCACGCUGACAGUCUCAAAGUUGCAUCUCAUCGAUCUGGCGGGCAGCGAGAGGCAGAAGGCCACAGGCGCCACAGGAGAUCGCUUGAAGGAAGGUGCACAAAUCAACCUGUCACUCUCAGCAUUGGGGAAUGUCAUCAAUGCAUUGACGGAGAAGACGGGUUCAGGUCGACACGUGCCAUACCGGGACUCGAAGUUGACGCGACUGCUGCAGGAUUCGCUGGGUGGGAACUCCUACACUGUCAUUAUCUGCAAUGUAUCUCCUGCAAAGAUCAAUGCUGAAGAGACCUUGUCAAGUCUACGCUUCGCUGAACGGGCGAAGAAGAUCGAGAACAAGGCCGUGGUGAAUCGAGAUCCGAAGGGGGAACGAAUUCUGGAAUUGCUCCAAGAGAACAAGGCCUUACGUGCCAAAGUUGCGAGACUCGAGGCUCACAUCGAUCGUCUGGAAAUGUACUACGAUAAAUGA
Molecule: messenger RNA, 1365 nt
Organism: Cladocopium goreaui
Lineage: Eukaryota; Dinophyceae; Suessiales; Symbiodiniaceae
Source: the annotation of a GenBank genome assembly